Molecule: messenger RNA, 495 nt
Organism: Aspergillus tanneri
Lineage: Eukaryota; Fungi; Ascomycota; Eurotiomycetes; Eurotiales; Aspergillaceae
Exons: 1
Coding region: 1-495 (164 amino acids)
Source: RefSeq, a predicted model, not a curated record
AUGAAGGGUAAGGGCAAGUUCCAACUAACUAGACAGAAGAAGCUGGGCAAGGAGCGGGUUGCAGGGAAAGAGACAGACAGACCGAACAAGACAAGGCAAGCCCAAAGCCAGACCGUGAAGAGCGACCGGAGUGAGCGGGGCGACCCAGGGUGGCAGGCCCGAGCAGAGAAGCCCAGCGGCAGAAAUGAGAAUGCGAUGGGAUGGGAUGGGAUGGGAUGGGAUGGGUGGGUGCAAACUAGUGAUUCCAAGGAGCAGGCAAGGCCGCCGGAAGUAAAUCGACGGUGGAUCUCCAUCCAUGAGGCCAUCGAGGACCCAUUAAUCAUCCAUUCCAAUGGGAGCUGUUGGUCUGGAGGGCGCUUUUCGGAUGAUUUCUGGACUGGGAAACGUCACAACUCAGAGCAGGAUUAUAUCAUGACGAGAAUCCUACUCCCAUGGCUGAAAUUGACCAAAAAAAUAUCCGUAAACUUAUCUUUUGCACCGACAAUAAUUGGGUAA